AUGAAAUUCAAAGGAGAAUCUGCUGGUAUAUGUUGUUCAAAUGGAACUGUUCGUAUUCCUAAUAUUGAUGAACCACCAGAAUCAAUGGAAACUCUUUUGGAAAGUUCAACAAGUAUUUCAGAAUACUUUUUAGAAAAUUUUGGAGUGGUAGAAACUAUUGUCGAAAAUGAUAUGCCUACAUUUAAAAUAAGAGGUCAAGUGUCAAGUAUCAUUUAG
Molecule: messenger RNA, 216 nt
Organism: Macrosiphum euphorbiae (potato aphid)
Lineage: Eukaryota; Metazoa; Arthropoda; Insecta; Hemiptera; Aphididae
Source: the annotation of a GenBank genome assembly